Cooperia oncophora is the source of this 276-nucleotide messenger RNA. Lineage: Eukaryota; Metazoa; Nematoda; Chromadorea; Rhabditida; Trichostrongylidae. The record is from the annotation of a GenBank genome assembly.
AUGAAAUUCAUCGUGUGUUAUACAUAUUCAUCCUUUCAGAAUAAACUGGGUGACACCCCACUGCACGCGGCUUCUUGGCGUGGUCACAAAGAUUGUGUACAGCUUCUACUUGAUAGUGGUGCCAAUGCUUGGAUACGAAAUCGAGAUCAAAAAUUACCCAUCGAUGUGGCAAAGGAUGCUGAAAUAGCAGGUAUACUAGAUCAAGCAAUGAGGCGGGAUACAAGGAACGAGGACUGUGAAAAUGAGUACGAAUCAGGAUCCGAUCAAGAACAAUAA